AUGGAGAAACAGUACCCGGCCAUUGCAGGCAAAGAGAAAGGACCUGGGCCAGGCCGAUACGGUCUUCCUCCAACUAUUGGCUUUAUCGGCCAUGACUUCACAAAACAAACAAGCCCUGCAUACACGUUCCACACCAGGAUGAGUGACAAUAUGUAUUGUGUUGACUGUAGUCCGGGACCUCGGUAUCACAUUGAUGCUAAGAUGACUCGCUUAGGGAGAGAUGGCACACCUGCGUACUCUAUGUUGGGCAGAAAAAAAGCACAAAUAGAGAAGCUCCUCCACACCCCUGGACCGGGCUUCUACAGCCCAGAAAAAGCCCCACCGUGCAACCUCCAGCGUCGGCCCCCUUCCUACACUAUGGGCUCCCGCACAAACUACCGUACCUUGGACUUCGUGCCCGCUCCGAACAAGUACACUCUCCCUCCACUAAUGGGCCCUCAUAUCCCACACAAACCGGCCAGCGCCAGCUACACAAUGUCGGCUACUUUGAGCCAUGGCGGGCCUUCCGUGGAUCUCGCCAAGACGCCGGGGCCUUGUAGAUACAAUAGCACACACCCCAGCAUUUAUCUCCGCAAGUCACCUGCUUUCUCCAUGUUAGGGCGACACAGUGUACCUAGAGACAGCACCGAAAAGCCCGGUCCAGGGGCUUAUAACCCAGAAAAAGUGACAGUGCACAAAGCUCGGGCCCCAGCCUUCUCCAUGGGGAUUAAACACUCUGAGUUUGUCACGCCACUGGUCGUCACUAUUACUGAUUAG
Nerophis lumbriciformis (worm pipefish) is the source of this 756-nucleotide messenger RNA. Lineage: Eukaryota; Metazoa; Chordata; Actinopteri; Syngnathiformes; Syngnathidae. The record is from RefSeq and is a predicted model, not a curated record.